AUGUUAGAAUCUUUGGCGGCCACUUUAUUGAAUAGGUUAUUGGGCUCCUAUGUGGAAAAUUUCGAUCCUGCGCAAUUGAAUGUUGGAAUAUGGAGUGGUGAUGUCAGACUGAAAAAUCUAAAGCUGAGAAAAGAUUGUCUUGAUGGGCUAAAUUUACCCAUUGACGUGAAGUUUGGUAUUUUGGGGGAGCUUAUACUAAAUGUACCAUGGUCCAGUUUGAAGAACAAGCCUGUAAAAAUUCAUGUUGAGGAUUGUUACAUAUUGUGUUCCCCAAGAGAUGCAGCCUCGUUUGAUAUUCAUGAACAAAUAGAAAGAGAACUACGCAUGAAGCUUCGCCGACUAGCUGAGUGGGAGUUGACGGAACAAGCAAAACUAUCUGUGCAAAAUUCGGGGUCCGAAAAUGACCAGAAUGAGUCUUUCAUGCAAUCCCUGAUGACGAAAGUUGUAGACAAUUUGCAAGUCACAAUCAAACAUAUCCAUAUUAGGUACGAAGAUAUGAUGACUGUAUUUUCUAAAGACCCAUGUUCUAUAGGGUUGACGUUGAAUGAGCUUUCGGCUGUUUCUACUGAUUCGAAUUGGAAACCAAGUUUUAUCUCAAUCACUCAGAGUAUCACUCAUAAGCUGUUAACUUUGAAUUCGUUGUGUUUUUACUACAAUACUAAUUCCAAGACUCUUGAUGAGGAUGAGGAUAUAAUUGAUAAUGAUAUAUUGUUUGCGAAGCUGAAAAAUUCAGUGUCUGCAGGCGCUUCCAUUCCAAACUUUCAAUAUAUUUUAAGGCCUGUCACCGGAGAAGGGCAAUUAAGUGUGAACAAACUCGGUUCUACCGACGAAAGACCGCAUAUUGAAUUGAAAAUGUUAUAUGAUGAAUUUGGCGUGGAACUAGAUGAUUCAGAAUACGCGGAUAUUUUGCAUACACUAUCUAAAAUCCAUUUAAGCCAAAAAACCCAAAAAUUCAGAAAAUUUAGGCCUGACUAUCCCGUUGAAGAAAACCCCACGGGAUGGUUGAAGUACGCAGUUUGUUGCGUUGUUGACGAAAUAAAAGAAAGGAAUAAAAUGUGGGUUUGGGAAAAUAUAAAGAAAAGAUGUAAUGAAAGAAGGGAGUAUAUCGAUUUAUGGAUCAAAAAGCUUCAGUUGAAAAAUCCAGAAGAGAAGCUUCCUGAUAAUAUUGACGAGGACCAGCUACAGCAGCUGCAUUCAGAUCUCGAUUAUGAUAGCAUAAUUUUGUUCAGAACCAUAGCGAAGAAACGUUAUUCUAAGAUGCGGUUGAAUUCUCGUGAUUCCAAGUCACCUUCUCAGCAAUCGAGUCAAAAGGGUGGCUGGUUCUCAUCUUGGUGGGGUGGUGAGAAGCAGCAAAACGAAGAUUCCAACGAUUUGAUAAUGACGAAGGAGCAAAGGCAAGAACUGUAUGAUGCCAUAGACUUCACUGAAGGGCAAGACGCAUUUAGCAACAUCUCGGUACCCAAGGACAGGGCUACUAUGAAAAUAUCAAGUUUGCUGAAAAAGGGAGCCUUUUCGAUCAAAAGAAAGGCACAAAAUACUAAGCUUACAGAUAUUAUAUUUGAGAACUGUGAAGUUGACUUUUUGCAAAGACCGGAUUCUUUCCUCGCAGCUUUCAAGCUGCAUGAAUUCAAGGUUGAGGACGGAUCAACAAACACGAUUUAUAAACAUAUCAUUAGCGUGAAGAAGCAAAAUUCCAAGAUUCCAGAAGAUGAUCCUGGUAUAUCAGAGCCUUUAUUCGAGGCAGAAUUUGAAUCCAACCCAUUGGAUGAAUCCGCUGAUUCAAAAAUAGAUGUCAAAUUGAGAGGAAUGACUAUAUUUUAUCAUGUUCAUUUUAUCAAUGAGAUUAUAAGAUUCUUCAAUCCUCCUAAGCAGCAUCUUGACACUAUUGGUGCAAUAAUAAACGCUGCAGGGGCUACUGUUGAAGGAUGGACAACCCAGACAAGAAUGGGAAUUGAAUCACUUCUUGAAGAGCACAAAACAGCGAAUGUCACUCUAGAUCUUCAAGCGCCUCUGAUUAUUGUACCUUUGGAUCCUCAUGUAUGGGAUACUCCAUGCGCAGUAAUAGAUGCGGGUCAUAUAGCUUUAGCGAGUGAUCUGGUUCCAAAAGAAGAAAUGACCAGGAUCAAAGAAAUGACACCGGAGGAAUACAGUCAGAUCGAUGAGGCACAGUUGAACAAAUUAAUGUUUGACAGGUUUCAGCUCUAUCUGCAGGACACACAGAUACUAAUUGGGCCCGAUAUCAGAACAACAAUAACAAGUUUGGAUGGCACCAAAGAGUCGUCAAUUUAUAGCAUUUUGAGCGGUCUUCUUUUGGAAGUUACUUUGGACGUUUCCAUUUUACCUAGAGCCUACAACCUUCCUAAGUUCAGGGCUUUUGCUAAUUUGCCAAAGUUGAACAUAUCGCUUAAUGACUAUCAAUAUAAGAUAGUGAUGCAACUUUUAGAGAAGUGCACGCCUUCAACUAUCGAUAUAUUUCCGGAUGAUGAGUUCAAAGAUAUAAUACAGCCCACAGACGGAACCAAUAGAAAUGAUCAACUCCAGUUGUAUAAGAACAUGAAACUCCUGAGUGGCAUGAGUUCUUCAGAGCUUGACCAAAAGUUGCUAGAUAUCCAGUUUCACAUUGAACUUGUACAAAUAUCUAUGUACAAGUGCAUAGACGACAAAUCGAUGCGUUGCAAAAAGCUUAUUGAUAUACUUGGUGGUCAAUUGAAAUUGAAUUUCAUCAAGAAGGCCAAAGAGAUGACGCUUGGGCUUAGUAUGCAUUCCCUGGAGAUUGAAGAUUUUAUUGAAAACAACACCGAUGAUCACUUAAGUCAUCUUGUGUCUUCAAGUAUUUUAAACAGCUCUGAGACAAAAGAUCUCUUCACAGUUGACUAUAGGCGAGAGCAGAGAAUCGUGAAUCAUAAGAAUCUUUUAAUUGAAGUAUUUGAUCAAAACAUUGAAAUCAAUAUGGCUCAACUGCAGUUUGUGCUCACGCCAACGUCAAUUCUCACCUUGAUGAAUUUCGCCUUGACCACCUUUACAGAUCCAGAUGCUGCAGAAAUGCCUGCUGAUGUCUUGAGACAUAAUAAAGAGAACCGAGAGGAUGCUCCACAAAAAUUGACCAUGAAUGUUCGUAUGGAGGGUAUGGUGAUACUUUUGAAUGACGAUUCGAUAAAGCUUGCUACCCUUGUUUUGUCCGCGGCGAACUUCUCAAUGGUACUGCUUCCAGAAAAGAUGAAAGUAAACAUGAAGUUGGGCGAUUUGCAAUUAACAGAUGAAACAUCACAGACUUUACCAGCAGACUCAAUUUUUAGGAAAGUCAUAUCCAUGAGUAGCAAAGAUUUAGCGGAGCUAACAUACGAAACUUUUGAUUCCUCGAAUAAUCCUCAUAAUUAUGACUCAAUCUUGAAGUAUACAACAGGCUCUAUGAACAUCAAUUUCGUGGAGCACUCCAUCAACAAGCUCGUGAACUUCUUCUAUAAAUUCCAGCGUAUGAAAACAUUGUUUGAUACCGCGAGAGAAGUCGCUUAUAAUCAGGCGCCAUCCAUCGAUUCUGUCAACAAUAUGAAAAUGGACAUCACUAUAAAGGCCCCCGUCAUUCAAUUUCCCAAGCUGAUUGAUCCACGAAUUGGCUUAUACGACUCAGUCAAAUUCUACCUCGGAGAAGUAUUCAUUCAGAAUACUUUCUCGGGGGAGCAGCUUGAGAAUAAGAUCAAUCAUAUAAAAAUGGGCCUUAGGGAUGGUGAAAUUUCCUCCAUUUUCAAUUUCAAUGACAAUAUAAAGCAGGAGUUAUAUAUUGUUGAAAAAAUGGCUCUCACCUUUGACAUUGACCACGAUCCAUUAGCGGGAAAUGGAGAGCCAGAAUUAAAAAUCCGAAGCUAUUUUGACCCCUUGCUGGUGUCAAUAACAGAAUUGCAGUUGCAUUACUUGAUUAACCUUUCAGAAAGUGCUGCGGCAGCCUUUACAAUUAGUGAGUCAAACGAUCUGGAAUUGAAUGAAGAUGUGUUAAAUGCCAACGCAUUUUUUGGUAGUAGUGAGUCCAGUCGUUCGAAUAGUGCGGUUGACGUUAAGAAAGAUGAGACCACAAAAAAUUCUGAAGGCGCUAAAUUGGACUUCCUGUUCGAAGCCCCAGAGAUUGCCGUGACUUUAUAUGCUAACACCGCAGGCGUAACGACAUUGAAUAAGCAUGGUCUCACUAAGCUAACUUUUCAAGAUAUUGCUGUUUUGGCAUCAUACAACAACGAUGGAACUGCCGAUGGGGAGUCCCAUGUUGCAUCCUUCACGGUAGAAGAUAUCAGAGAUUCGAAAGUUAAUAAGCAUACCAAAUUGAUACCCAAAGUACUGAACGAUAAUUAUCAGUUUAUGGCUGCUCUGUCGUCCAAGAAACUCGAGGAACAGAUGUUAGUCAAUCUUUCAAUAACUGUUGAUAGUCCUAGAGUUUUGCUCGCAAUGGAUUAUUUGUUUGCGUUAAAGGAUUACUUCGAGUUCGUUUUUGGUAGCAAAGCUGCCAAUAUUGUGACGCAUGUGGAUGAAACUGAGAAUAAAGAGUUCAGCAAUGCUGCAAAGAAGCAGGCAGCUGGGAAGAGUAAUUUGAGGUUUCAAUACUCUUUGAAUGUCGUCGGCGCUGCUAUUAUACUUUUGGCGGAUCCAUCAGACAUAAAUUCUGAAGCAGUGGUGUUUAAUGUAGGUCAAUUUCUGUUUUCUGAGCAAAACAUCACGUCUGUUUCGGCUAAUAACGUUGGGAUGUCUCUUUCAAGAAUCAAUUCUACUGAUGAUAGUGAAGUAGGCUUAUUGAAUGAAUUUUCAUCUUCCAUUGUCAUUGAUAAAAGGGACUCUACUCCCGAGAGGUUACUCACAAAUAUUCAGGUAUCGGUUGAGCCAUUAGUUUUGGGAAUCUCGUUAAGAGAUAUCCGAUUGGCAAUGUUGGUGUUUAAUAGAGUAAUGUCACAAAUGAACGGUCCUCAGGAGCAACAAACUACGGAUGAUAGCAAGUCAACCUAUGGAAUGUUCUCCAAAGAGUUUGAAAAAAAACUUUCGAAGUAUGCACCAAGUUUUGUAUCAUCAUUAAAUGCUGCUACAAGUCGCGAUGUAGGUUCUAAUACGGACUCAGAUGUAACAUUGAGAGGAGAGAGAUUGAAUGCUGACUUUGGUGGCUUGAGGUUGUUCUUGAUUGGUGACGUUCAUGAAAUGCCCAUUUUAGACAUGAACGUGGCAGCAUUUCAGGCGUCUGUGAAAGAUUGGUCCACAGAUAUAGAUGCAUUGGCGUCACUUGAGGCGUAUGUGAAUGUUUUUAACUACUCUCGAUCAAGUUGGGAGCCACUAGUAGAAUCUUUUCCAAUUUCGUUUCAUUUAUCCAAAGGCAGCGGUAGAGAAGAGCCUAAGAUGGCAUUUGACGUGGUUUCAAGGAAGACCGCCGAGGUAACGUUUUCUUCCCGAUCUAUAGCUAUGCUGUCCCAAAUUCCAAGUACUUUGACUGGCGAUAUCCCGCUAAAACCCAGAGGUGCUCUAAAACCAUACAGGAUCGUGAAUGAUACGGGACUUGAUCUUGACGUAUGGAUCGUCACUCGACAGGCAGAAGAAAAAAAAGGUUUGAUGCACCUAAAAGCGGGCACGACCAUACCCUGGGAGUUUGAGGACUGGAGGCGUGUGAGAGAAAGUCUUGACAGAGGUAGCAAUGAUACCAUCUUGGCUGCAGCAAUACCACAUAUGAAGUACAAAUCAAUCAUGCAAGUCGACGCCACACAUGAGGGGGAGCUUAUGUUUACUUUAGAACCAUCUAUCAAAGAUGUGCACAACCGCAUUGUUUGUGUAUUGGAAUUAGGAGAAGAUAAUGUUAAGACAAUUACAUUCCGUUCUUCUUUAUUAUUGGAGAAUACAACUUCUACUGCAAUCCAAUUUAUGAUUGCAUCUGACAAAGAUGAGGCUCCUCUCAUUUAUGAAAUCCAGCCAAAAGAAAAACGCUCAGUCCCGGUUGAGUAUGCCUAUAAUUCUCGUCUGAAAAUCAGGCCUGUACUAGAUGAUUACGUUUGGUCAAAGAAGACGAUUGACUGGCGCGAUUUACUAGCAGCUUCCCUGUCGCUGGAGUGCAAUUCAGAUCGUGAAAAUAGUGGAAUUUUUUACCUGGAGGUAAAUGGCAAGUUCGAUAAGAAAGAGCCACUUGCAAAGAUUUACCCUCAUAUGACUCUGGUCAUUUCUUCCCCGCUGAUAAUACAGAACUUUCUACCUUGUAAUCUCAAGUUUUGCCUCUUCGAUAAGAGAGAGGAAAAUAGAAAAGCGCGAACGCUAGGGAAGGGCUGUAACGUGGAAAUACAUGAUGUAUCUCUAGAUAAUUUUCUCCUUCUGAGUAUUCAGCCACUCGUAGACGAUGCGUCUUUGUCGAAACCUGCUAUUGUCAACACAGCUAGGAGUAGUGUGCUUAAACCGGAGAUGAAAAUUUCGUGUCAGUUAGCGGGAGGUCAAAUAUUUAAGGCCUCUCUCCAUUAUGAAGGUAUCGAGGGGACCCGAGCCAAAAUUAUUAAAAUUUCUGCGCCGUACAUUGUAUUGAACAGCACGGACAGAGAUCUUUAUAUACAAGGUGAUUACAAUAAUGUUGCCCAAGUGAAAGUACAGAUGACGGAUGACAAUCGUUAUACAAUUCCUAGAAUGUUUUCUUUCGAAGAUAAUGGAGGGAACAAAAAUCGGGCCCGUAUUAGAUUCAAAGAAUCUGAGUGGAGUUCGCCUUUAUCUUUCGAUGCCAUCGGUCAAGCACUUGAUACAAUAGUAAAUAUUCCAAACAAAGAGCAAGAAUCCAAUAUGGGAAUUACAAUCAAGGAAGGAGAAGGAAUCUAUGCCUUCAGCAAAAUCGUUGAGAUUGCUCCACGCUAUAUCAUACAAAACUGUUUAGCAGAUCCUGUUGAAAUUUGCGAGCACGGCUCGACUAACGUUUUAAACCUUGAACCAAAUGCGUCUGUUCCGUUAUACAAAAUGAGAAAUAUCGUGAACAAGCAACUUAUGAUCAAGUUUUUGGGUUCCGGCUCAGAGUGGUCGGCACCUUUUUUUAUCAAAGAUAUUGGACUGAAUUUCGUUAAAGUUUUGAAGCAAAGUUCAGGCCACGUAUUGUUAAAAGUCGAGAUUAUUCUUGAAAAUGCAACUGUUUUCGUAAGAUUAAAAGAUGCUCAAAAUCGCUGGCCGUACUCUAUAAGAAAUUUCAGUGAUGAGGAGUUUGUAUUCUACCAAAGAGAUCCGCGUGUUGUUGAUGAUUACUAUGAUUAUGAGCCCGAAGAUGAUUUAAGCGAAGUAGAAUACAAACCGUUGUAUUACCGUGUUCCCCCAAAAAGUGUCAUGCCUUACGCAUGGGAUUAUCCAGCUGCAAUACAGAAGAAGCUAAUACUAACAGCCCGAGGUCGUAGAAGGGAGAUUCAGUUAGCACAGAUUGGUAAUUUAAAACCAAUGCGCUUGCCUGCUAGACUCUCGAAUGAAACACCACGCACAGUUGAUUUGAACGUGAUCGCCGACGGUGUUACCCAAGCAAUGGUGAUCACCAACUACAAUCCGGAUGUUAGUCUUUAUAAACUAAGGACAAGAAAUAAUUCAUCCUCUUUAUCAGUUGACAGCAGUAGUGCAGAUGGAUUUGAGGUCAAUGAAGAAGACAAAAAUAUUCAUAAUCGAGUCGUAAUUUCUUUUAAAGGUGUCGGUAUUUCAUUAGUAAACACAUCGCUGGAGGAAAUUAUGUAUGUCCAUGCCACUGGCUUAGAAUUUAGAUACAAUGAGUCAGAUUUGUAUCAGACAGUGAGUUGGAAACUAAGAUGGCUACAAGUUGAUAACCAAUUAUUUGGAAGUCCCUUUCAAAAUAUUUUAUACCCGGUAGCGGUCCCACAUACACCACAAGAAAUUGAAAACCAUCCUGUCGUUUCUGGCUCGCUUUCUAAGCUGAGGGAUGAUUCGCAUGGUUUGAUAUAUUUCAAGCAUGCCACACUAUUAUUGCAAGAGCUUUCGAUUCAAUUAGAUGACGAUCUCAUACUAGCGGUGUUGGAUUUCGUCAAGUUCCCCGGUUCGUCGUGGACUGAUUCAUCAACCGAAUUCGAUAAUAUAGAUGAGGUAACUCUACCCGAAUGUCAGGAUGUAAAACUAGCUGAUGACAUGUAUUUCGAAGUAUUCCAUGUUCAACCUAUGAUGCUCCAUUUAUCAUUUGUAAGAUCAGACCAACAUCAGCUUUUAUCGAAGGAAAAGAAUGGAUCGCCUGUCGCACGAAGGGGAGCUGUCUUAUUUUUGGUUGAUAUUAUAACAAUGACCUUGGCAAAUGUCAACGAUGCUCCAAUCAAACUCAAUUCUUUGUAUAUGGCAAAUGUCAGAGUUCCGUUAAGUUCGCUUUUGCAGGCCGUUCAGACACAUUAUGGACAACAAUUCUUUUAUCAAGUCCAUAAAAUUAUUGGCUCCGCUGACUUCUUAGGUAACCCUGUGGGAUUGUUUAAUACUAUUAGCUCAGGGGUGUGGGAUAUUUUCUAUGAGCCAUAUCAGGGCUAUAUGAUGAAUGACAGACCACAAGAAUUGGGAAUUAAUCUAGCCAGAGGCGGAUUAAGCUUUGCUAAAAAAACCGUCUUUGGGAUAUCUGAUAGUAUGGCAAAGUUCACUGGAUCAAUGGCAAAGGGGCUAUCUGUAACACAGGGCUCACAAUUCCAAGAACAAAGAAGAUUGCAGCGCAGAUUGAACACAAAUAGUAGGAAUAUCCUGUCAUCGUCAGCGCAAACAUUCGCCAACACUAUUGGCAGCGGCUUAUCAGGCGUAGCACUGGAUCCCGUUGCCGGUGCCCAAAGAGAAGGCACGGCAGGGUUUUUGAAGGGUCUUGGAAGAGGUUUGAUCGGAUUGCCUGCCAAGACUGCAAUUGGUGUUUUGGAUUUGACAAGCAGUUUGAGUCAAGGUGUUAGAAGCACAACGACAGCGCUAGACGGACCCUCGGCAUCAAGAUUUAGACUUCCGAGAUACGUCGGCUAUGAGGACAAGAUCUUGAAACCAUUCGAUUUGAGAGAGUCGCAAGGCCAAUACUGGCUGAAAGUCGUCAGCGGUGGUCUCUACAUGCACGACAGCUACCUAACUCACGUCGUGCUGCCUGGCAAAGAGCUGGUCGUUAUAGUCUCCAUGGAGCGCAUCAUCGAGUUGAAUUUGUCUUCCAUGGAGACCAUGUGGGAGACGACUUAUCGCAAAAUACAGGGAAUCGUGCUACAAAAGGGCGGUAUACAUAUCAAAUUGAAGACGCAAUCGGAGUUCUUCAUCCCGAUCAGUGACCCGCAAGAGAGAAGAAAGAUGUACAAACACAUCGCUUUCGCAGUUACAGAAUACAACAAGUAUUGUGAGGCAACGCUUUGA
Molecule: messenger RNA, 9324 nt
Organism: Zygotorulaspora mrakii
Lineage: Eukaryota; Fungi; Ascomycota; Saccharomycetes; Saccharomycetales; Saccharomycetaceae
Gene: VPS13
Product: membrane morphogenesis protein VPS13
Exons: 1
Coding region: 1-9324 (3107 amino acids)
Biological process (GO): protein retention in Golgi apparatus; protein targeting to vacuole; late endosome to vacuole transport
Cellular component (GO): extrinsic component of membrane
Source: RefSeq, a predicted model, not a curated record